Molecule: messenger RNA, 722 nt
Organism: Chlamydomonas reinhardtii
Lineage: Eukaryota; Viridiplantae; Chlorophyta; Chlorophyceae; Chlamydomonadales; Chlamydomonadaceae
Exons: 1
Coding region: 70-273 (67 amino acids)
Source: RefSeq, a predicted model, not a curated record
GGUAAGGCGCUUUCUCCGUAUCUUGGAGUACAUGGGCUAACAAGAGCAGGCCGAGAGUGCAGGGAUAAGAUGCCAGAAGUGGCUGAACACGCUACUGUUGGUCGUGUCGCGCUGUCAGGGCUGGGGUACUUCGAGGCUCUCGAUAUCCAGGCGCACUCGUCGAUGCUGUCAGCCAUCUGCAGUCCAGUGCAGUCCACCUACUCUCGGUUGGUUCCCAAGCCCUCGCAGCCCUCACGGCUAUUUUUUUCGCAAGGUUUGACGUGGCGGUGUUGAGACAGCUGCGGUGGGACCGCCAGCGUUGACACGCUGUCGGGUUGUAGGGCAUCCAGGCAAAAGGAUAGAGAUGGUCAGAGGCGCGCUCCACACCCAAUAAAAGGGCACAACGGCAGGAACGAGCCGAGUUGACAUAAGGACUGCUCCAGGCAAAGGCGCUAAGGCCUUGGAGGUUUGGUCAUGUUGCGGCAUGGCCACCAUCGGCGGCUGUUCUCGCAGACGGGGAGGCUGCGCCAGCCAAGUAUUAAGGAUGCCGAAGCUGUUACAACAUGCAGGACGCAUGUACACCUUAAUUGAAUGUACAUACAGGGUCAGAGCUUGGAGGGGAUCCAACGGGGUGGAGGAUGGCCCUAUGGGUUCGUGUGUGCCAAGUCUGUGAAGGUGAGCGCAGCCACGCUGUCACGGCGCAGUCACCGGCCGUCAACCUCCAGUGAGACCUUACGAGUUAG